AUGCAGCCUACACGCCCCAACUCGAGCAGACUCCAGAUUCUGCUCUUGCUACUGUUCCUGUUCCGUUCUGGGUUCCAAGCUCCCACCACGCUUCAAGAUACCACCCAGCCAUCUUCCAACUCAAAACCCGUGAAUUGCAGCUGGUUGGUCAUUGAACUUGAACACCUGAUAGAUAACAAAUCUUCAGAACCCAUCAUCAGCGAAUUCGAGUUACAACUGAUGGAUACAUCCCUGCUAAAGCCCAACCUGUGUGCAUUCCUGGAAGCUGCAAAAACAUUGAAUGAUGUCACGAACAUAGAGAGGAUCAGGAAAAAUCUUAAGACACUUCGACAGUGCCUGCCUGAAGCCACUCCCCUUCUGAUGGGAGGACCCAUUUUCAUCACCGAAGAUGACCCCAAUGAUUUCCGGAAGAAACUGAAAAGCUUUGUGAGAGUCCUUUCUGAACAGACGGAGGAGACUCUGAGCUUUAGAAACUCCUCUGUGACACCCACCGCUGCCCCUGGGUCUUCUCACCAUGAGUUGGUGAAAUGUUGA
This is a messenger RNA of Dipodomys spectabilis (banner-tailed kangaroo rat), 534 nucleotides long. It is a transcript of the gene Il3, whose product is annotated as interleukin 3. NCBI's taxonomy places the organism in Eukaryota, Metazoa, Chordata, Mammalia, Rodentia, Heteromyidae. Gene Ontology annotation, cellular component: extracellular region. The transcript has 5 exons. Gene Ontology annotation, molecular function: interleukin-3 receptor binding; growth factor activity. Gene Ontology annotation, biological process: immune response. The record is from RefSeq and is a predicted model, not a curated record. Bases 1 to 534 code for a protein of 177 amino acids.